Molecule: messenger RNA, 1053 nt
Organism: Aspergillus pseudotamarii
Lineage: Eukaryota; Fungi; Ascomycota; Eurotiomycetes; Eurotiales; Aspergillaceae
Product: actin-1
Exons: 6
Coding region: 1-1053 (350 amino acids)
Source: RefSeq, a predicted model, not a curated record
AUGGGGGUUCAUGAAGAUGUUGCUGCUAUUGUCAUCGAUAAUGGGACAAAGUAUAUCAAGGCCGGGUUUGCUGGUGAUAACGGCCCGCGCGCUGUUUUCCGAUCUGAGGACAAUUCAUACGUUGGUGAUGAUGCCAUAGCAUAUCGUGAGAUGCUUUCGCUCACGAACCCGAUCGAGCGUGGAUUAAUAAGCAACUGGGAUGCUAUGGAGAAGAUCUGGAAUUACGCCUUUACCACUAGGCUUAAUACUACUCCGAAAGAGUCUCCGGUUCUUCUAACUGAGCCCCCGCUGAACCCAAAAGCGGACCGAGAGAAAACUACGCAGAUUAUGUUUGAAAAGUUCGAAGUCCCAGCAUUUUAUAUUAGUAUUGGCGCGCUAUUAGCUUUACACGCGUCCGGACGUACAACUGGUUUAUCAGUUGACUGUGGCCAUGGCUCUAUUGACUGUGUCCCAGUUUAUGAGGGAUCUGCAUUACCCCAUGCUAUUCUUCGGGCAGAUUUAGGUGGAAAUGAGGUAACAGAGUACCUAGCGAAUAGACUAGGCGGAAACACUUUCAGUUCUGAUAUAUUCUCGGAUAUGAAAGAAAAGCACUGCUAUGUUGCACCUGAUUCGCAGGAGCCUCAAGGGAAUAUUCAGCAUAGCUAUGAGCUGCCUGAUGGGCAAAUUAUAGAAAUGGGGGCAGAGGUAUUCCGGGCACCUGAAGUCCUCUUCCAACCCGCUACAAUUGAUCUUCAAAUGGAAGGCAUUCAUGAGAUGGCCUAUAAUUCGAUCUUCAAAUGUGAUCUUGAUAUUCGGAGGGAUCUCUAUGGAAAUGUGGUUCUGUCCGGAGGCUCUUCAAUGUUGCCUGGUAUGACAGAUCGACUACUCCAUGAACUGAGAUCUCUCAGCCCACCAAGAAUGAAGGUGAAUGUUGUAGCUCCCCCGGAGCGAGAGUACUUGACCUGGAUUGGAGGUUCGAUGUUAGCAUCACUCUCUACAUUCCAAGAUCUUUGGGUAACUAAGGAGGCAUAUGAUGAAUCAGGUCCUAGUGUUGUCCAUAGGAAAUGCUAUUGA